Cordyceps militaris CM01 is the source of this 306-nucleotide messenger RNA. RefSeq lists its product as uncharacterized. The coding region runs from base 1 to 306 and encodes 101 amino acids. The record is from RefSeq and is a predicted model, not a curated record. The transcript has a single exon. Lineage: Eukaryota; Fungi; Ascomycota; Sordariomycetes; Hypocreales; Cordycipitaceae.
AUGGCUGCCCCCCAGAACAACUUCCUCGUCCUCACCGCCGAGGCUCGUCCCGCCGCCUCCGCCGCCGCCGUCUCGCAGUUCCUCUCCCUCGCCCCCGACGUGUCGGCCUCGCACCCGCGCACCCAGCGCACCCGCACCGACAGCGAUGCCUCGUCCUCGGACAGCGCCGCCGCCAGCCCGACUCUGACGCCCGUCACCGUCGACGCCGCCGUGCCCGUCUCCAACACGCGCGUGCUCAAGCUCAGCCCCGUGCACUGGGGUGCCCAUACCGAGGACCACCAGGCUGACUUUCACGACCUGGUCUAA